UUGAUCAUUUCUUUCAUCUCAUAUAGUUUGUCAAUAUAUUUUGUCUAUGAUUCGAGUGUUUUUCAUCAUCGAUAAUGGCAAGAUUACUGAAUGAAAAUAUUGAUAUUGAAUUAUUUCAAGAUGAUUUCAAAUACAUUGAUCAAGAAUUUUUCCCAUCAGUUGUUUCGAUUUUCAGUUUUAUCUUCAUUUGCCACAAAGAAUAUUUAUUGAUCACCGAAGAAGCGACAUUUGCAUAUGGCGAAGGAAUAUGCUCAUGGUUAUCGUUGAAACAUGAUAUGGCCAAACCACAACGGAUAUCUUGUCUUGAUGAUAUGAAAAUUGUUCAAGUAGAUUCUGGCUGGAAUUUUGUUGCCAUUAUAACUGAUGAUGGAAAAGUAUUCAUAGCCAGCGAUUUUUAUUCUAAAUGGAAAACGAACAAAACAUUACAAUUGAUUUCCAACGAUAAUGAUCAGUUCAAGAUGAUUGCUUGUGGAGAUUCACAUUUAUUAUUGCUACGACAAGAUGGUCAUGUUUUCGCAAUGGGCAGUAAUUGUUAUGGUCAAAUAACUGGUAAUAAAACAUCAUCAUAUGAAAGUAUGAUCCACAUUGAUAACCUAGAAAAUGUCGAGCUCAUAGCUUGUGGAGCGUUUCAUAGUUUAUCAACAACUAAUAAUGGAGAAAUUUAUUCCUGGGGCCUUAAUCAUUGGGGUCAAUUAGGUUAUGGUGAUGAAAACAAACGAAACACUCCAUGUCUUGUUCCAUUUCCAAAUAGUGAUUCAAGCUGCAUCAAAGAUAUUGUGGCUGGCAUGUAUCAUUCAUUAUUUUUAUUCGAAAAUGGUCAGCUUUGGGGAUGUGGUUCUAAUUAUCAUGGUGAACUCGGUCUUGGUGAUAAUAUUGGACGAUCAACACCGACAAAAAUACCAAUUGAAAAUGUACAACAAAUUGCAUGUUCCAAAUUCGGCAGGUUUUCAUUUGCACAUGAUGGAUCAUUGUAUUAUGCAUGGGGCAAAACCAAACAUGGCCCUAAUUGGUCGUCACCUAGAAAAUUGGAUGAUUCACAUUCAUCAUUUGCUUCUGUAUCAGUUCAGGUAUUGGAUUCACCAAUCACCUUUGGCAUCACAUCAACAAUCUAUAAAUUCGGUUCACAUGAUUCAAUAUCUUACAAAUCAACAUUCCAAUUAUUUGAUAAUCAAGAUAAUUAUGAUGUGGAAUUUAUAAUUGACAAAAAAAAUAUUAAGGCAUGCAAAUAUUAUCUAAAAUCUGUAUCGGAAUAUUAUCGUCGAAUGUUUUCCGGUAAUUGGAGUGAAAAUAAUCAAGUGAUCAUCAACGAUUAUUCAUAUGAAACAUACUAUGCCUAUUUACAUAUGUUACAUACGGGUAAAAUUCAUAUUACCCGUCAAAAUAUAACCGAGCUUGUUGAUUUAUCCAACUGUUAUGGCGAUGAAAAAUUGAUGGGAUAUUGUAAAACAUUCAUACGGAGUGAUCUAAAUAAGCAUACGAUAAGCAUAUAUCAUCCAUUAAUUCGAAAAUAUGAAAUGAAUGAAUUACACGAUAAACUCAUUCAUCUUGACCAAAAUCACCGACAAUCUUCAACAAAACGAUCAAAAUUUUUCAAAAUCUUUUUUGUCUAGUUUCACCAUCUACAAUCAAUCAU
Molecule: messenger RNA, 1633 nt
Organism: Dermatophagoides farinae (American house dust mite)
Lineage: Eukaryota; Metazoa; Arthropoda; Arachnida; Sarcoptiformes; Pyroglyphidae
Product: RCC1 and BTB domain-containing protein 2
Molecular function (GO): protein binding
Source: RefSeq, a predicted model, not a curated record